UAUAUCGGUCGAAUGUCUCAGCGUUCCGAAAGGCCCGGUCGGGCAGCACGUGGGGGGACGACCGAGGAGCCCGCGGCGGGUGGAGGGGUCGGGCGCGGCGGCAGCGCACGGGGGCUUGGCACCGGCACCGGGGGUGGGACGGCCAGGAGGAGACGGAGGAGGGCGAGCAUCACCGGGCGGAUCGUGUAAUCGCUGAGGAUCUGCAAAAUGGCGCUCCGCUUCCGCACCUUGCUGCCCUUUGCCAUCCCUGGAGUGCUGGCGCUCAUCGGGUGGUGGUGGUUUUCUUCACGCAAAAAGGAGCGUGCGAGCAAUCACGACAGGCGAGACUUGGCCAACAUAGAAGAACACAGGAUAGGCUCCCCCAAGAAGGAGCCUUCCGCUAGAGAAGGGGUGCCGUUGAACAGCCAGCCGCCCCUGCCCCCAGAAGCCAAGCAGCCUGCUGAACCAGCCUUUACCGUCGAGUCUUCGGCAAGCCUGCAGGCCCCUUUGGAAAGCGGCGCUCGGCGCUGGGACCCCCCAAGAGACCGUCCUGUCACGGCAAAAACAACCAUUGAAUCCAACAGGGUUCAGGACGACAGUGAAAAACUGGAAGUGACGGGGUGCCGAGAUGUACCUAGAUCCCCCGCACAGGAGCCUUCCCUUCCGGGCGCUCAGAUAGCUGACGAUACCUGUGCUGGUGAAGCUUCUAUCGAGAGGUCACUGGCAGCCACUCGAGUGGCAGACCGGGUGCCAUCGCCAGUCUCGACGGCAGCAGCUCUGCUAGAGAAGUCUUCUAGUUUGGAGAAGUCUGGGGAUAGCGGUUUGGAGGAUGUGGUCCAGGAUGAUGCACCAGAGAAGCCUUUGAAAGAAGGCCUCUGUUCUGUAGCAGCCACCUCCUCAGAUGCGGGUUCUUUGGCCGCCCCAUGCUCCCAAGUGGCAGGUGAUGCGGUUUCUCAACCUUCUGUGGAUGCCACUGGAAAGGAAGAGAUUGGUGGCGGCUGCGCCGGUGCGGCGGCCACAGAGAUGGAAGCGGAGGCUAAAUGCGUCAAACCUGCUAGCGCAGAAUUGGCCCAGAAAGAAGAGACGUCCAGUUCGAACGCUGGUAGUACGUUGAAGCGCCAUGGAUUUGGAGAUGUUGGCUGUAAGGCAGCCACCGAGGAAGUGCUUUCUGGGUCGGUCAGCGACAUGUCAGAUAGGAUCUCUCAGAUGGCCAGCCGGGUUGAGAAGAUCUCCGUGGCAGCUGCCGGCCAGGCAGAGUGCAGCAAGGGCCACGGCUGUGUCGCUGAGAAAGCCGUAGAAGUGACUCCCUUGCUGGAAGAGAACGUAAACCGCCACGCCAUGUACUCAAGCCACUUGACGCACGGCCUCUUGGGAAACCCAAGCCACGGCCUCCCCAGGGACUCCAGAAGCGCUGAGCAGCCUGCCGGCGACCCAGCCGCAAACCACGAGGAUGAGUUGGAAGACGCUCAGACGAUGACGGAAGAUUCCGGCUGCAGCGCCUGCACUUCAGAAGACGGGGCGAGUGCGGAGGACCUCUUGAAAAGCACCUCCUCUCCCGCUUUGGGGCAGCGCCUGGAUUUGCUGAACAUGCCCGCGCUCAAAGACUCGGAACACAAGCUGGCGUCCAGCAAAAAGCCUCCCUCCUCCUCUACGCUAGCAGAGAACAAAGUGCCGUACAGCAACGGAGUGCUGAAGGAAGACUGCCCCCAUCGGAGGCACGACCAGCCGUGGUCGGCGGAAGCAGAUGCAGACAACUCAGGGGGUUCGGAUGUAAAUAGCAUGGAUUCAGUGGACAUUGGCUGUGCCCUCAGAAAUAAGGACAGCUGCCAGAAUUCGAAGACCGGAGCAGAUUCUAAUAAGACAGAGCUUGUUAUCUGGGAGAUAGAGGUACCAAAGCAUUUAGUCGGACGGCUGAUUGGGAAGCAGGGGAGGUACGUGAGCUUCUUGAAACAAACAUCCGGUGCCAAAAUCUACAUUUCCACACUACCUUACACCCAGGACUUCCAGAUCUGCCAUAUAGAAGGCUCUCAGCAAAACGUCGACAAAGCCCUGAGCCUGAUUGGCAAGAAGUUCAAGGACCUGAGCCUCACCAAUAUCUAUGCGCCACCACCUCCACUGCCAGUGCAUUCUCUCCCCAUGACCUCCUGGCUCAUGCUUCCAGAUGGGGUCACGGUGGAAGUGAUCGUGGUCAACCAAAUCAACGCGGGACACUUGUUUGUGCAGCAGCACACGCACCCCACUUACCACGUCCUCCGUAGUCUAGACCAACAGAUGUACCUGUGCUAUUCCCAGCCAGGUAUUCCAACCAUGCCGACACCGGUGGAGGUUGGCGUUGUCUGUGCUGCGCCAGGCAUGGAAGGGGCCUGGUGGCGAGCGCAAGUAAUUGGCUACUUCAAAGACACCACUGAAGUGGAGAUCAGAUACGUGGACUAUGGUGGAUACGAGAGAGUCAAGAUUGACACGCUCAGGCAGAUCAGGUCUGACUUUGUAACACUACCUUUCCAAGGAGCAGAGGUCCUCUUGGACAACGUAGUGCCACUUCCAGAUGACGAUCACUUUUCAUCUGAGGCGGACACAGCUGUUAGUGAAAUGACCAGAGGUACACCUUUGCUUGCACAGGUGACAAAUUAUGACAGUGCAACGGGCUUGCCCUUAAUACAGCUGUGGAGCAUGAUGGGAGAAGAGUUGGUGUCUAUAAACCGAACCUUGGUGGAAAGAGGGUUUGCGCAGUGGAUCGAAAGCUACUAGGAGAGUUCUUGGCUGUCUUCUUGACUAAUCUUUCCUCUCCCAUUCCCUACCUUAUUCCUUCCCCACCCCCUCUUUUUUUGGCACUGUUUCGGAAUUGGGUUUGGCAAUCUUUCCUCCUCCCCGCCCCAGCAUAUGCCACUUCCGCUUUAAGUCUGUUUUGAUGUAUUCAUCCGACGGACAUGGUUUAUUUAUCAUACCUCAUUUUGCAGAAAAGCAAGGAGUUGAACCAUAAGCCAUAAAAACACUGCAGCUUUAAAACGCAGCUCUUUAUUCUGCCCCCCUCUACCCCACCCUGAUCUGGGUCCAAAAGCGAAAUUUAAACAAAACUUUAAUGAAGGGGGAAAAGAAAUGUCUGGGGAGGGUUCUAUAACACUUGUCCUCAGAGGAUUUAAGAUGUGUGUUGAACACAACCCAGUUUUCUAAACUGGCUGCCUUAACAUGAAGGCAACUCUGUGUGGAAGUAAAAUUGUUUUCAGACCUAGCCCCCUCACAGACACAAAAAGAGGGGGGAAACCCUGUGGCGAUUGAUCUGAAUUUUGGGCGCAUGACAUAGACCUGUGCUUCCAAACAGCAAAAGCAAGUCUUCCUCAGCUGUGCUUUGGGAAGCUGAAGGACUGAAUGAACAGAUAGCGCUCAUUAACAGUAUAUUGUUGACUUUUUAAAAUUACAGCUGUUUUCGCAAGAGAUGGAAAACACUGCUUUGCAGACCUCCUUAAAAAUCAUGUGAUUAAGUGAACCACUACAGCUGCAGCUGUCUUAAAUCCCUAGAUCAUGUUUAACAACAACAAAAUUGAUUGCCAAGCCUGAUUGUAAUUCAUAACUGUUUUUCUAGAUGUGCAAAAACCUAUGUAAAUAUAUAUAAAAAAUCAUUGUAAUAUUUUGUACAAGAGAAAAAAAAAAUACUGGAGAACUAAAAAGGGAACUUCAAAGAAAAUCAGUUUUUUUCCUUUUUUGCCACACCAAAAUGUCCUCUGUAGGUAGGAAACGGUUUGGGGCGUGUUGUUGUUGGCAGCUAAGCAUUAGAAGGUCUGAGGAGGAUCCUUCAUAGGCUCUUGUGUACAGGAUGGCUUUUCUCUAGCUUGCUGUAUGGUAGGAACAGUAAUCAAUGGACUCUGCUACUUUUUGCUGUACAGAUCUGACGUAAAGGGGGGAAAGUUAACAUUUGGAAUUAAUAUUGCAGUGGUGUGUCUCAAUUUAUUUCUUUUGCUCCUUUUUAGAUUGGUUUCAAAUGUGGAAUUAAAAAAAAUCAAGUAAUUUAAGCUAAUUUAAUACUAUUAAAAUAUAAAUGAAUCUAAACAUGGCCAUUGAGUUGGGAGUUAUUACUGGUGGGGGAAGGUGCUUGGGACUACUUUUUGUAUUUAGACCACCAACUACAGUUUUUCAGAUUUGCCUUCUCAUAUAAAAUAUCCGGCACAAUUCCUGUUCCUAAGAUAUUGUAGGACACCUUGUAUGUGAAAACAAGUUGAUAACUUUCAACAAUUAAAUGCCUCCAAAUGCAAGGAACUUGUAUUGAAUUGUUUUGGUAAGACGCUUGCCUAUCUCUUCCAAGACUUGAGUCUGUAUUCAAAUGGUCACAUUAGAAGCUGAUUUUGGGCAGCUUCAGAGCUCCUCUAGCAUGGGAGUAGGGAACAUGUAGUCCUUCAGAUGUUGCUCAUCAUCUAACCAUUGGCCAUGCUUGAGUUCAGCAACAUUUGAAGGACUACAAGUUCCCCAUCCCUGCUGUAGAAAGCUGUGUGCAAUUAUCUAGAAAAAUGAGUGUUGGGUGUAGCUGCCUUUUGCAGGAUCCAAUCCAUGUGGGCUUUAGAAUUUGCUUUCUUUCUUAAUAAAAGUUUAAGUGUGUCCAAGGGAAGCUCAGCUGCUAAAUUUGCUUAAAUUUGUUCAGAAGAUCUAGAAUACAUUACCACCGUCACCCCUUGAAUUAUAGCAUACUUUUUUGUUGUUGUUAAGCACUUGGGGAAAUAGUUCUAAUAUGCCUUCAUUUCCACACUUCCUUCUGCUCUGGAUACAAAUGGUAUGAAAAUGGGUAUGCAAAAACAAAACAGUCCUGGGCUGUUUUCUGAGAAUGAUUAAAUUUCAAGCCUUCAUGAAUGCAAAAGUACUCCGGCAGGAAAAUGGACAAGUAACAUUUUUGACCGGUUGUGGGUGCGUCUUCAAUGUCUCAGUAUAUUAAAACUGGGAUAAAAAUAUACAAAAUAAAGAGCAUGGAAACUCCCAUAAAACUACACGGGUUCAAAAAUCUUCGAUGCCGCCCUCUUCCCACCUGUUACCAACAAUGUGUUUUAAAGCCUGUUUGCAAUUUUGAUACAAGGUCAAGCAUCAAAACUUCAGCUGUACAGAGUUCCUUGAUCAUUGAGAGAGCACUGUUGACAAGUGUUCGGAUUUCUGCUUAUAAAAUCUUGUUGCUAAAAACA
This is a messenger RNA of Podarcis muralis (Common wall lizard), 5138 nucleotides long. NCBI's taxonomy places the organism in Eukaryota, Metazoa, Chordata, Lepidosauria, Squamata, Lacertidae. The record is from RefSeq and is a predicted model, not a curated record.